Molecule: messenger RNA, 1865 nt
Organism: Astyanax mexicanus (Mexican tetra)
Lineage: Eukaryota; Metazoa; Chordata; Actinopteri; Characiformes; Acestrorhamphidae
Exons: 7
Coding region: 384-1673 (429 amino acids)
Source: RefSeq, a predicted model, not a curated record
ACUAAUUCUAAAAAUUAGAGUCACAAAGUAUCCUCGUCAGAUCUGGGGGUUAAAUAAGCUGGAAAACAUCCCAAUAUCUUGAUUACUAGUUUAAAUUCAGUCAAAUACAGAAGAAUAACGACCUGAAGAUGUUUAAAAACGGUACUAAUACCUUAAAAUGUACAGGUAACCAGUGGAAUUAGUGGCACUAGCUAGCUAGCUAGCCUGGUGGUCACCAUGGCUACUGCAGAAGAGAUUCCUCUGACAUCACAGGUAUGACAUCACACCUGAGCCCAUAUAAGCAGGAUUCCAUCAGUUCGGGUUCAGACUAGAGCUAGGAGCCACAGUAUAAGGACUUCGGAGGGAAUCUUGUAGUUACUGAGGACGAGCAGCUUUAGUGAAGAAUGUCUUUACUGAACUCUGUAAAGACUGCGGUUCAGCGACCGGUGAAGAUCAACCGGCAGAGUUGGGAGAACUUCCAGCACGGGAAGACCAACUGCCCCAGCAGGAGAGAGAAACGUUCCAAUGUGUUAAUGGACGGACGUGAGGACGCUCUUGCACUGACACAGGCCAGACUCCAGCUGGAGAGAGAUACCGUCGUUAGCACUAGUGUACCGUCUCGUAAAAGGAAGCUGGCGGAGACACCAGAGGAUGAAGCUCCAGUAGUGAAAAAGGCUCGAAUGCAGCUGGAGAGAGAUACCGUCGUUAGCACUAGCGUACCGUCUCGUAAAAGGAAGCUGGCGGAGACACCAGAGGAUGAAGCUCCAGUAGUGAAAAAGGCUCGAAUGCAGCUGGAGAGAGAUACCGUCGUUAGCACUAGCGUACCGUCUCGUAAAAGGAAGCUGGCGGAGACACCAGAGGAUGAAGCUCCAGUAGUGAAAAAGGCUCGAAUGCAGCUGGAGAGAGAUACUGUCUUUAGCACGAGCAGAACCUCUCGUAAGAGGAACCUGGCGGAGACACCAGAGAAUGAAGCUCCAGUAGCGAACAAGGCUCCAAUCCAGCCGGAGAGAGGUGCAUUAUGGGACAGAUGUCCGUUUGAUACUGUCUUUAGCACUAGCGGAACCUGGAGGAACCCGGAGAAGACACCAAAAGAUGAAGCUCCAGUAGUGAAAAAGGCUCCAAUCCAGCUGGAGAGAGCUCCUCCCACGGUAUGGAUCAUAGGGGACAGCUAUAUUCGUCGUGGGGAGGAGAUAGCGAGGAGCUCACUGGGAGGUGACCUGGGAGUGAAGGCCAAGGUCAGCUGGUUCGGCUGGGGAGGACUGAGGUGGCGAGGCCUCGUCCCGUUCUUCAACAAGUCUCUGAGAGGAAGAACGGCUCCGGACGUGCUGAUCAUCCACUGUGGAGGGAACGACCUUGGAGGGAUGAACACCGUUCAUCUCAUCGCAGAGAUGAAGGUGGAUCUGCUUGAUCUCCACCGUCGUUUCCCACACAUGAAGAUCAUGCUGUCAGAUAUCACCCCAAGACGUCAGUGGAGGUCCACCAUUCACCCUAAGCAGAUCGACAUGGCCCGGAAAUGCGUAAACCGCGAGAUGGCCGACUUCAUUUUGGGAGUGGAGGGGGUUGUUAUUCAUCACCCGAAUAUCCUGUUCUACAACCCUCGGCUCUUUCUCAGAGACCGGGUUCACCUGUCUCCUUUGGGCAACGAACUGUUUUUAAAUGACAUUGCAGAAUCCCUAAAAUCCUUCAUCAAAUAAAUGUGAUUCUGCUGAAAUCAUCUGGAUUCAUCUGGAUUAAUUCAACACUGAGAAACACCAGGAGACUGAGGACUUUACAGUGUAAUGAAAUCAACAACUCAGUAUUAGAUGCUAAUAAAUGUUAAAGUUUUAUGUUAUAUAAUAUUAAAAAUCUGUACACUUAAAUAAAGUCUAUUUUGUAAACAACAGUAA